AUGGAGACAGACGAUUUAGAUUACUUGGACGAUUUCAACAAUGGAAAACAGAUGGCUCAGGGCAAGGACUCGAUCGAAAAGGCCUUCAGAGACACAAAGGUACCCCCAUGGACGAAGCAAAUAACUGUGAGGUCUAUGGUCACAGGCUUUAUUCUGAGCAUCGUCUUCAACUUCAUCGUGUGCAAGCUCAAUCUCACUACUGGCAUAAUACCAUCUCUCAACGUCGCGGCGGGGCUGCUGGGAUUCGCAAUGCUGAAAGCAUACACUGCCUUCCUUCAAAAGUUUGGCCUGUUGAAGCAACCUUUCACUCGUCAAGAAAACACAGUGGUUCAGACAUGCGUUGUGGCCUCGUCUGGGAUAGCCUUCAGCAGUGGAAUGGGGAGUUAUUUGCUAGGGAUGAGCCCUCUCGUAGCUGCUCAGGCAGAUGCAGGCAACACCUUAAUCAACAUUAAGAAGCUUGCGAUUCCGUGGAUGAUGGGAUUUCUCUUCUUAGUCAGCUUCGUUGGGCUGUUUUCGAUAAUAGGCUUGAGAAAGAAGAUGAUCCUCGAUAAGAAACUAACCUACCCAAGCGGAACAGCAACGGCGCACCUCAUCAACAGCUUCCACACCCCUAAAGGAGCUAAGAUGGCAGCGAAACAGGUAUCUGCUCUCUUCAUGAGCGGCGGCGGCAGCUUUAUCUGGUCUCUUUUCCAGUGGUUUUUCAAUGCUUCGGAUGACUGUGGGUUUGCUAGCUUUCCAACUUUUGGUCUCAAGGCGUACAAGCAAAAGUUUUACUUCGACUUCUCUAUGACAUAUGUUGGUUGUGGAAUGAUCACCUCUUACUUGGUGAACUUAUCCAUGCUCUUUGGAGCUGUGAUAUCAUGGGCAUUCCUGUGGCCAUGGAUUGAAACAAAGAAAGGUAUCUGGUAUGGAGCUGAUCUUGAUCAAAAAAGUCUUCAUGGAAUCCAAGGUUACAGGAUCUUUAUCUCCAUAGGGAUGAUACUUGGCGAUGGUCUAUACCAUGUUCUGUACCAUGCUGGUUAUAUGGCUUUCAUUCUCAUUCAACGUCUCUCUGGACUGCCCUUGUCAACAGAAACUGAGCCUGAGCUGAGUACAAACUACGACGAGAAACGGAGGACUGAGUUUUUCUUAAAAGACCCAAUUCCAACAUGGUUUGCUGCCACUGGUUAUAUAGGUUUUGCAGCCAUAUCAACUAUUGGUCUCCCACACAUAUUCGACCAAAUAAAGUGGUAUUAUGUUGUAUUAGCUUACAUCAUCGCUCCGAUUCUGGCCUUCUGCAAUGCCUAUGGCAGUGGCCUCACAGAUUGGUCCCUUGCUUCCAACUAUGGCAAACUCUCAAUCUUAAUCUUCAGUAAUGCAAAUGGCCUUGAGAAAGGUGGUGUCAUUUCUGGGCUCGCUUCUUGUGGUGUAAUGAUGAGCAUUGUCUCGACGGCCUCGGACCUCAUGCAAGACUUCAAGACUGGAUACCUUACUCUGUCGUCUCCUCGAUCCAUGUUCAUCAGCCAACUUCUCGGAACAGCCAUGGGGUGUGUCAUCUCGCCUUUGAUAUUUUGGUUCUUCUACAGUGCUUACCAAGUUGGCGAUCCCAAUGGACCAUAUCCUGCACCCUACGGCCUAGUCUACCGUGGCAUUGCACUCCUCGGAGUUGAGGGCAUUAGCUCACUCCCCAAACACUGCUUUGCACUUGCAAUCUCCGCUUUCGCAUUUGCCUUUGCCAUUAACAUAGUAACUGAGCUGUUGAAGCGUUUCGAUAGCAAGUACAAGAUCUAUAGGUUUAUUCCAAACGCUAUGGCCAUGGCAAUCCCAUUCUAUCUCGGCCCCUACUUCGUGAUUGACAUGUGUUUGGGAAGCUUGAUCCUUUUUGUGUGGAAGUUACGCAACAAACAACAGGCUGAGGAUUUAGGACCGGCGGUUGCAUCAGGCUUGAUUUGUGGUGAGUCUAUGUGGGGUGUUCCGGCUGCGAUCCUAUCUCUUGCCAACGUCAAAGCCCCAAUAUGCAUGAAGUUCCUCUCUUACAAGGACAAUGCAAGAGUCGAUUCGUUCUUAUCUGCACCAGCACCUAACUAA
Molecule: messenger RNA, 2067 nt
Organism: Argentina anserina (silverweed cinquefoil)
Lineage: Eukaryota; Viridiplantae; Streptophyta; Magnoliopsida; Rosales; Rosaceae
Product: probable metal-nicotianamine transporter YSL7
Exons: 2
Coding region: 1-2067 (688 amino acids)
Cellular component (GO): membrane
Molecular function (GO): oligopeptide transmembrane transporter activity
Source: RefSeq, a predicted model, not a curated record